UCUCUCUUAAUUCGUGUAGAGAUUGAAAGAGCUCGAAAAGCAACAGCAGCGAAAUAGAGAAAACCCUAGAAAGAAAGGGCGGCCAUUUCCCUUCUUCUUCUUCUCUCCAAGAAGGAAGAGAAAAAAAACCCAUUCCUCUCCCUCCCUCCCUCCCUCUCUCCAUCCUUCUGCUUCUUUUGUUUUGUUUUGUUUUUUCUUUUUCUUUUUCAGGGAAGGAACGAAGACGAGCGCGAGAUUUUUGGAGAUCUCUAUUGUUUGAUUCGCUACAACGGGUGUUUUUCUUGGGCUUUCUUUGUUUUUUUUCUCAUCUCUUUUCUUUUGAUGGGUGUUUUUCUGUUCUGGAAUUAGGGUUUUCUUUUUCCACCUCAAUCUCGGAAGCAAAUAAUAGCAAGGGCUGUGAAGACCAUUCCGUUUUGGGUUUUAGGCAAUUAGGAACAUGUCAUCGCAGUAUUCUGUGCUUGACAACCGACCAAUUGAUCAAUGGAAAGUUAUGGAGUUGAGGGAGGAGCUUCGGAAGCGGAAACUUGCAACGAAGGGUUUGAAGGAGGAGUUGGUGAAACGAUUGGAUGAAGCAGUACGCUAUGAGAGGGAAUCUGCUAAUGAAUUGGGUAAUGGUUUUGGUUCUGACUCUGAUCCCCCUGUCGAGCAAGAAGAUGUAGAGAUGAAGCCGAUUGACAGUCAAACGGCAGAAGAUGCUACAGAAACCACUGUGAAUGAAAGUGAGAAGGUGGAUGAUGAUGCUGCCAUGGUUGACAUUGAUGGUAGCACCGCUGGGACUGGUCAAACUAUCAAGGCACAAGAUGGGGAGUCUGAUCAGGGGAUCAUGGCACAAGAUGGGGAGUCUGAUCAGGGGAUCAUGGCACAAGAUGGGGAGUCUGAUCGAGGGGGCAACACCCAAGAUGAGGAAUCCAAUCAAGGAAUCGAUGCUCAAGAUGGGGAGUCUGGUCAAGGAAUCAAAGCUCAGGAUGGGGAGUCUGAUCAAGGGAUCAAGGCGAAUGAUGUGGAGUCCAAUCAAGGGGCUGAAGUUCAUGUUAGCGAGUCCGAUCAGGGGAUCAGAGCUCAAGAUGGAGAGUUAAUGGGCAGUGUUGAAACUGACGAGGUGGUCGUGGAAACAGCCGUUCCCACAGUUACCACAGAAAACAGUGUCACUGACAGCCAGAGUGUGCCAACUCAGUUAGAAUCCAGUGGGCAAGAGUCAAGGUGCGACGCAACUCAGGUAAAGAAUGAGGAUUCCAAGCCUCGUAUCGAAGGUGCCGAGUCCAACGUAUCCAAUCCGAAUAACCAGGUAUCUGAGGUCAGCCACGUUUUAGGGUUUCAAGUAAAGUCUGAAUCUAUUUCUACUGAUUCUGUGUCAAUUAAUGAAAAGAAUGAACUAAAGGAUAAUUUGAAUGCUGAUAAUUUCCAUUUAGAAAUAGAAGUUGUUAAGCCGGAGAUGGUGGAACCAUCAUCCAGUGAUGUUCCUACUAUUGGCGGCGAUAUACGUUCAUUGGAUGAUCAGGAGCCAGGUGAGAACCAUGGCUCUGUAGAAGAGGUCGAUGACACCAUUGCUGCAAAUGUGGACCUUAGCAAGAAAAAUGAUAGUGCAGAUGUGGGGUCCUCAGAAAAAUUAAAUUUAGACCGAAGUUCGGGCGAUGAUUCUCUGGAGGAGGAUGUGUUGGAUAGUAAGCAAAUUGAUUCCAACCACAAUUUCGACGAAGCCGUUGAUAGGAGUGAGACCACUGAAUUGCAUGCUGCAAAAGAGGAAAGUUGCAUUGAUGCUAUGGUGAUUGGGUCCUCUCCUGACAAGAGGGAUGGUCUUGCUGAAAAGAACAAUAUUGUGGAGAUGUCGUCUGAGAAAAGAAAGCUCGAAGCUGUCUUCACAGAUCAUGAAGCAGUCCAGAUCAAUGAGCCUGCUAAGCGGCAGCAUCGAUGGAAUCCGGAAACUGUGAAAGUUCCUGAGCCUCAAGCCACUAAUCUUACACCUUUGACCACACCUAGGGAUGCAUCUCAAUCUAUUCAAAAACGUGCAUUCACCAGGUCUGACUCGACCCUCAGUGGAGAUGCCCCAAAGGAACGUGUCGUUCCGCCAUCACCAAAAACCCCAACGACUUCCCUGAGGAUUGAUCGUUUUCUGCGUCCAUUUACUCUGAAGGCGGUGCAAGAGCUUCUGGCAAAAACAGGAAAUGUCUGCAGUUUCUGGAUGGACCACAUCAAGACCCACUGUUAUGUCACGUAUUCAUCAGUGGAUGAAGCGGUAGAGACUCGAAAUGCUUUGUACAAUCUGCAGUGGCCUCCAAAUGGAGGACGCCUUCUAACAGCUGAGUUUGUCGACCCCCAAGAGGUGAAGACGCGUGCCGAAGCUCCUCCGCAGUCUCCAGCGCCCAUCAGCCCCAGUCCAACUGCUGCACCUUCAGCCCCUCCUGUUCAACCUUCGCCCCGCCAACAUGCCCUCAGGCAGCAGCUACCGCCACCACCUCCCCUUCCACCACCCCCGCCGCUAUCUGAUCCACCCCCAGCAAGGGAACGCCUUCCCCUUCCGCCGCCGCCCCCGAAGAAGCCCGACCCGCCUAUUGUCACGCUCGAUGAUCUCUUCCGUAAAACGAAGGCCACCCCAAGGAUUUAUUACUUACCGUUGUCUGAAGAGCAGGUUGCGGCUAAACUUGCAAGCCAGGGCAAAAGCAGCAAGGAAUAGUAAUGGAACUGUUAUAGUUUGUCGUAGUGGGUUCUCGGAUUAAUCUGUUAAGGUUGCAAGCUAUUUAUAGUGGCAACGCUACUUCUAUUCAUCGCAUCAUUGCAGGUUCAGGGUUGGUGUAUCUUGAAGUGACCCGGGCGAGUUUGUGCGGAACGGAUCUGGAUCGUUGGUUGGUUUGGUUUGUCUGUACAGCCUUUUAGGGCAGUUGAGAUUGUGUAGCAUGUCCGGGGCACUGUUGACCUUUUGGCAGUAAAAGAAGUUGGGACGUUUUCUUUUUUCA
Magnolia sinica is the source of this 2951-nucleotide messenger RNA. RefSeq lists its product as uncharacterized. The record is from RefSeq and is a predicted model, not a curated record. The transcript is spliced from 5 exons. NCBI's taxonomy places the organism in Eukaryota, Viridiplantae, Streptophyta, Magnoliopsida, Magnoliales, Magnoliaceae. Gene Ontology annotation, molecular function: nucleic acid binding. The coding region runs from base 437 to 2671 and encodes 744 amino acids.